Messenger RNA from Camelina sativa (false flax), 533 nucleotides. RefSeq names its product non-specific lipid transfer protein GPI-anchored 24. Lineage: Eukaryota; Viridiplantae; Streptophyta; Magnoliopsida; Brassicales; Brassicaceae. The record is from RefSeq and is a predicted model, not a curated record.
AUGGCUCAAAUAACCGCCGUGAUCUUCCUCUUAGCCACACUGAUGAUGGCAGCCACGACUGUUUCAGGUCAGGGACCACAUAUUCCCUUGGCUCCUAGUCCUGCAAUCAACGAGGUAAUGAACUGUACUGCGGGUUUAGCUGUUUGUGCUCCAGCAAUUAUUCAGGGAGGAACUCCGCCGCCGGAAUGCUGCACUGCCAUAGAGACUGCAGUGAACACGCAGCUAUCUUGUCUUUGCAAAUUUAUCAAAAGCCCUAUGUUGUUUGUCCCUUUCAAUGUCACCACCUUCAACGCUCUUUUCUCCCAAACUUGUGGACUCACCGCCGAUCCAAACUUGUGUUCCAAAACUACUGCUCAAGCUCCUUUGCCACAGACGAAAGCACCAAGUCCAGUACCAACCGAAUCUGAUAAGGAUGCUGCAAGCAAACUCGCGGGAAAAGGCUUGGUCGGUAUCGUCUUGAUCACGAUCUGUGCGAUGUUUUAUUAAAAUCUUAAUUUCUUUGGACUUGAUAGUCUUGAUCACGAUCGUAACCA